This is a messenger RNA of Alternaria atra, 2355 nucleotides long. RefSeq lists its product as uncharacterized. The coding region runs from base 1 to 2355 and encodes 784 amino acids. Lineage: Eukaryota; Fungi; Ascomycota; Dothideomycetes; Pleosporales; Pleosporaceae. The record is from RefSeq and is a predicted model, not a curated record. The transcript is spliced from 3 exons.
AUGUCCGACCGUUCGGGCGCGACAUCUCGCGAUUUUGCAUUUCAAAUAUCUGACCAAGCAGGUGGAGCAUCGCAACAGCACCCACAGCAGUUCUACGGCGGCUACCAUGCCGAGCACAACGCGAAUGCGUCCGAGGCUACAAGCCAGGCGCAUAGUCAUGACUUUUCCGCGGGAUUUCAUAACUAUACCGGUAACGCGCAACAACACCAAGUGAUGCCAGGACAUCUCACCGGCUUUGGCCUUAACUCUUCUGCGCCUGCAGGCUGGGAUGCGAUUGACUUUUCCGACUUCACGAAUCAGUACGAGCCGCAGGGUGAACUUGUUCAAGAGUACCAAAGUCAAAUAGAUCCUACCAACGACUUCAGCAUUCCACAUCCUGUUACCGCGGGGGAAGCGGCGUAUCAAGCAUUUCCCCAAAGCCAGAGCGCUACUCCAACGCCAAAUGCUGCGCAAAGCCAGGGCCAGUUGUCUCCGCCGCCUCCGCCAGCCCAACCACAGCAGCAACAAAGAUCAGCUAAUCAAGUGGGUAUGAAGAGGAAAAUUGAUUCUGAGCCUUCUUCAACUGUACCGCAAAGUGGUGGUAUCGGAACAGAGAACCCAGCGAAGCGCCAGAACGUGUCGCGACACUCAUCCGACGCCGCAACAGCUUCGCCAGUCCUACCAGCCCCGGCUGACGCUCGUACACCAUCAAUGGCGCGAACUGCAGUCCAUGCUUCUACCGAAGCUGUACCGCAGCCCGUGUCACGAGAGAAUACAGAUACCGAGCGACGGAAGGAGCAGAGCAAGGGUACUGGGCCACAGGGAAGGGUCAUUGAUGUCUCGACACCGCGCAGAGUGCCUGAGUCGCCUGGUGGGCUAGACAUACUUCCUGCUGGCAAGGUGUUCCCCAUACAGAUUGGAUCCGAGUUGUUCAGGCUGUCAGGAGCCUCGUUAGCGUCUGAUGCACCCUCACACUUUUCGCAUUUCUUCAGCCAGCAGCUGCACGACAAUGGCGGUCGAGCUGGCGACAUAAGGACCUUGUACAUCGAUCGCGACCCUGAUACUUUUCGCGACAUUGCGCUUCAUCUCCAAGGCUACCACAUUACACCGCGAGAUGGUGAGCAUUUUGUGAAGCUAUAUGCGGAUGCGCAGUUCUACUCUCUGCCUCGCCUUACCAAACAGCUAUUCAGCACCGACAUCUUUGUGAACAUUGGGGGAACACCCUUCCAGAUACAACGCGAUCUUUUCUCCGCUCCAGGAGACAGCCCGAAUUACUUCUCGCUUGGGUUUGCACAUUUCUUCUCGACGCCAUCCGAAGCCUUUCCGGGACUGGAUCGCGAUGCGCUGCUUCGACCACCGUCCAUCAAGCCUCCGUCAGUGCCUAGUAGAAACGGGCAGAUAUUUGGCGAGCUGAUUCAACUACUGCAAGGUUAUAACGUCGAGAUACGAAACGAAGCACAUCGUUCUCGUCUACUGAGGGACGCGCGGUACUUCCACCUUAAAGGCUUGGAGCAAAAGAUUAUACCUUGCGAGAUUUCGUAUAACCUGAAACGUCAAGAGUCGGAGAUUUUGAUUCGUAUUGAAGAUAUUCGACAGUCUGGUAUCUCGUUCAUUCCUGAUAGAGGUCUCAGCGACUUAGACUCGGGGUCAGCGGGCGUCUCACCAAACUCUCUAUCCAUGAGUAAGGUCGCGAGUCCAGCCACGUCAACAGCAAGCAGCAGUGCAGUCUUGAAGGCGGGAUAUGUAUCGUAUGCACGGCCGUACACGGAUGACCAUGCGAAUAGCAACGUCCUCGUCGUGGAAAUCGCGUCAUCAGAGUCAACAAUGCUGUACCUUCCACUAUUGGCGCAGCAAGAGCCUUUAGUUGAAGCUGAACUCCGAGCAACCUUCCAUAACUCGACCCUCGCACGAGUGUCCUCUCUCUUCUCUGUCAUAGCUUCCAAGAUGGGCUUGCCCGCUACACAACCUCUAGGCCUUAUGUACCUGCAAUCCGGCGGAGGAGUUGCAGCGCAGCCCGUCAGCCCCGCUAAUUCGGGCGUUAGCGAACGUCGUGUUCGCGUACGAGUUGACCAAGAUUGUGCUCUAGAAGUCGACGGAUCACCAGCAGAGCUCGCCAUUGGUGAAGGAGCCUACCUGGGCAUUCGCCGACCGGACAAAAAGGACGGCUGGUUGUGGGGUGGCAAGUCUUUCAACGCCGACGAGGGAGAGGAGUUGGAAUGGACGAUAAAACGCGCGCACUGGCGCAUUCGCGUCGAACCUAUUGGAAGCGAUGCCGAUGACAAGAACAUGCAAGUCGUUUUGUGCGCAGUGAAGAUCGAAGCCUUUACUAAUGAACGGAUACGGAAUUCCUCAAGAGGCUUCUUAGGCAGUGGCUAG